AUGCAGCAGCCAACCAUCAACAUCAAGACACGCUGUCGGCGGAAGCUGGACCUGACAACGAAGCUCUUGAACCUCCAUAUCUCGAAUUUGCCAGCUUUAUCCACCUCCAAUGAGCAACCGAAUGAAAGCCCUAUACGGAUAGUCUGUGUGUCUGAUACGCACAACCACCAACCUGUCCUCCCACCUGGAGAUAUCCUCAUCCAUGCAGGCGACCUGACUGAGAGUGGCUCCUUUGACGAGGUCCAGGCAGGUCUUGACUGGCUUUCAUCCCAGUCUCAUCCCCACAAGAUACUGAUCGCAGGGAACCACGAUGUUUUGCUUGAUGAAAUAUUUCUGGAGCGAUAUCCAGACCGCCGCUAUGGGGAGACGACGAGAACAAAGGCCGACUUGAAUUGGGGAAGUGUGACAUACCUUGAAGACUCGACGAUGACAAUCACUCUACCCACCAGGGCCGCACCACACGAACCCGAAGGUGUAACAAAGGGGAUCGAAAGAAGACUCACGGUAUACGGGAGCCCUUACACACCAAUCUACACCCCGUCAGCGUUUCAAUAUCACCCCUCGCCUGAGUUCUGGGAAAACUCCAAGCUUGCAACCUUGCCACCGCAAGACAACCUGAUCGUAGUCACCCAUGGGCCCCCAAAAUUCUACCUCGACCGCAGGGACUUUCACCGAGCCGGCUGUCCUUACUUGCUGCAAGAAAUCACCCGACUCCGACCUCGGCUUCACGUAUUCGGACACAUCCACGCCGCGCACGGGAGGGUAGAUGUCGUCCUCGACAGGGUGCGAGAGGCAUAUGACGAUAUCAGGAUCGGUUGGGGCGGAUGGGGAACACUGGCCUGGAUGGCGGUAUUGGUGGGCUGGAACAAGGCCAAGAGGGUGAUUGGGUUUGGGAAGAGCGACGCGAGCAAGGCGACAACGUUUGUCAAUGCGUCAGUGGUCGGGGGGAGACAAAAUGAGUUGACGAAUGAUGUCGUCGUAAUUGAGUUGUGA
Podospora pseudopauciseta is the source of this 993-nucleotide messenger RNA. RefSeq lists its product as uncharacterized. The record is from RefSeq and is a predicted model, not a curated record. Bases 1 to 993 code for a protein of 330 amino acids. NCBI's taxonomy places the organism in Eukaryota, Fungi, Ascomycota, Sordariomycetes, Sordariales, Podosporaceae. The transcript has a single exon. Gene Ontology annotation, molecular function: hydrolase activity.